GGUGAACUACGAAAGGGGGUUGUUGUCGCUGUGAAGAGGAUGUAUGUGAACGAACACACUGUUAAUGACGUGGCAUUUCGUCGGGAGGUUAAAAGUCUGAUGAAGAUCAAUCAUCAAAAUGUUGUCCGGUUUCUUGGCUUCUGCUCUAGUGCACGUCAGAUUUACAAAAAAGUGGACGGGUCAACAGAUCCUAACUUCAUCAACGUAAGAGAAAGAUUGCUCUGUUUGGAGUACAUCAACAAUGGUAGUCUUGAUAAGCAUAUUAAUGAUGAAUUAAGGGGACUUGAAUGGGAAACACGUUAUGACAUAAUCACCGGAAUUUGCAAGGGUCUGACUCAUCUCAAUGAAAAUAAUAUUAUUCAUAUGGACCUUAAACCGGCAAACAUAUUACUCGAUGAUCAUAUGAUUCCAAAGAUCACUGAUUUUGGUUUGUCAAGACCAGAUGAAAACUCACAUACUACGGGUCAACGUUUUGGAACACGAGGAUAUUUUGCUCCAGAAUACGAGAAGUUUGGCAAAACUUCAUUUGAGUGUGACAUAUAUAGUUUGGGUAUCAUAAUCAUAGAAUUGGUAACAGGGCGUAAGGGCACUGCUGAAAAGGAGAAAGUACUUCGAAGGUGGAGACACAGGUGGAAUAAGCCACCAACAUUGCCGCAAUACCACCAAGUAACUAGAUGCCUUGACGUAGCAGUACGCUGUAUGGAAGAAGAACCAGGACAUAGACCUUCUAUAUCGGAAAUAAUCAGAAUUCUGAGUGAAACUGCAAGGACGGAUGGGCACAUUGGCCAGGAAAGCACUUAUUUGGAUGAUGACAUGCUUCGUAUUGAGCCACUCGAGCUUAAGCAUAACCAGGAGAUGUCAUGGUCAGUGAAGAUAACCAACAAGACAAACGCAUGUUUUGCCUUCAACAUUAAAGGACCAAGCAAGCAGUACAACAUAUAUCCAGACAAAGGCAUUGUGACAGCAGGAUGCAAUGGGUGUUUUGUUAAAAUAACAGUGAGGGCAUCACAAGUUACACAGAAUGGGGACAGGUUCAUCGUACGGAGCACAAAAGUGAGUCAGGGUCUUACACCUGAGGAUAUCACUGAACAUGUAUUCCAUGAAGAGCCUCCCAGUAAAGUGGUCGAUGAGGUGGAUUUGAUCAUUUUAAAUGAGACUACGGACUUUCUAGAAAAUAUCAGGAGUAGAGAAGACACAAACAUGUCAGCUGAGGAAGUCCAUGAGGCAAAAAGGUGGAAAAUUGCUGAGUCUGUUUCUAGGAAGGGCAAAAUGAAAGUUUGUUGCAGCGAAAAUGAAGAGGCAACUUCCAAUGACAUCAAUUCAAGUGCGCGAGGACAAUCUACCAAGCAAAAAGAGCAGUUUAAUUUGCACCCACUACAAAGCUUUUCACGCAAUUAUCCUACCAACUUGAGAUACCUCGAGAAUUCAAACAACCGAGCCGUGGAUCUCCGAACGGGGGCUAUGGGAAGUCUGCUCGACAAGAUGGGCAAGCUCCUUGGGGAGGACAACAGUCUAGAGGAUAACAUCAAGAAGGAUAUCAAGUCUUUUUCAGAAAAGCUGAGGAAGAUGGACCAAACCCUCCGCAAGUUGGGAAAGCUUGAUGGUGUCAAGAUUUGGGUUGACCUAGUGAGGGCAUUAUCAUACAAUAUAGAGGAUAUGGUGGAUGGCUUCCUCGUGCACGUCGAGCCUCUCCCUAGCAGUGGCUUCAGGGAGCUCAAGAAUGAGGGGCUAAAGCUUUGGAAGAAUGGCAUGAUCGCCCACCAUAAGAUUGGUGAUGUGAUCAGAGACAUCAAGAACCAAGUCCAGGAGGUUGCCAACAUGCAGGAGAAUUAUAAUUUUGAUGUCAGUAAUAUUGUAGCAAAUGCCACUACGAAAGCUGUCAUUAACAUUCGAAUUUCAGCUAGAUAUGUUGACGAAGGACAACUCAUUAGGAUCGAAGCACGAAGAGGUGAGCUAAUAAGUCUGUUUGAUAAGGACGGUGAUGUACCCAAUGAAAACCUCAAGAUAGUCUCUAUCGUCGGAAUGGGAGGAUUGGGCAAAACUACUCUUGCAAAUGCAGUGUAUAAGAAGAUUGAAGCAGAGUACCGCUAUAGAGCUUUUGUUUCUGUUGGCCAGAAUCCUGAUGUUGAGAAAGUUUUGAAGAACAUUCUUUCUAAACUAGUAAUGGAUUUCAAUGCAGCAAACUUGGAUGAGUGGCAGGUCAUUGAUAAACUCCAAGAUUUGCUCAACAACGAGAGAUACCUCAUAGUAAUUGAUGAUGUAUGGGAUUCAUCUUCAUGGAAUAUUAUUAAAUCUGCUCUUCCAAGAAACUGUUAUGGCAGUAGAGUGAUAACAACAACAAGGAUUGAACAUGUUGCUCUUGCUUGUUGCAAUUUUGACAUAAAAUAUGUUUAUAAGAUCAAGGAACUCAGUGUCGAAGACUCAAAAAGUCUAUUAUUUAGCAGAAUAUUUGGAACUGACAAAGGUUGGCCUCUUACACCCAAAAUAGAAGAGAUUUCCAUUAGUAUUCUGAAGACAUGUGGUGGUAUGCCACUUGCUAUUAAUAGUAUAGCAAGCCUUAUAGCUUGCGAUAAGUCAGAGCCUAACUGGGAAUAUGUAUGGAAAUCCUUGCAUGGUAUGGUUGAAGGAAAUACUGGUCUUGGAAAUCUCGAGCACAUAUUGGAUCUUAGCUACAUACAUCUUCCUGAUCCUCUCAAGGCAUGUCUGCUUUAUGUGAGCAAGUAUCAAGAGGAUCAUGAGAUAGAUAAAAAUGAUUUGUUGAGGCAAUGGGUGGCUGAAGGUUUCGUGCCUGUGAAUAAUAACAGUGUGUUGGAUGCAGAGGACAUUGCAGAAGACUACUUCAAAAAGCUCAUCAGCAUGUGUUUGAUCCAGCCGGUUAACACAGACUACAACAAUGAAGUGUUGUCUUGUAAAGUACAUGAUAUAGUCCUUGACCUGAUGAGAUCCAAGUCAACUGAAAUGAAUUUUAUUCAUGCAAUUGAUCAUUUGAAAGAUGUGACAGGGGAGAUCCGUAGAGUCUCAGUCUCAGUCUCAUCACGUAACAGAGAUGAUGAUACAAAAAUUAUGGAAUUAAUAAAUAAAAAGUCACUGUCACAUGUCCGGUCAGUCUUGCUUUACCAACACUCAGCUGAGAGCGUGUCACUUUUGCCCGGUUUUCUGGAGUUGAAGUAUCUCCGAGUUGUAGAGCUUGAAGACUUCAGUUAUGUAAACAAGGAUCUAAACCUCACCAGUAUUAGUGGGUUGCUUCUCCUAAGGUACUUAAAGGUUGUUUCCCAUCGUUUUAAACAUUUGAAGUUACCUAAUCAAAUAGGGGAGCUGCAACAAUUGGAGACAAUAGAACUUAGGGGCUUUUCCCUGAAAACUUAUCCAUCAGAUAUUAUUAGUCUUCCCUGGUUAUCGCAUCUCGAAUAUAGAAAUGUUGGUUCUUGUGUAGUCUUGCCUGAGGGGAUCGACAGGCUGAAAUCCCUGCGCACCCUGGUAGGUGUAGAUGUGUAUACAAGCUCAGUAAAAAAUAUCUAUGGCCUCAGCAAGCUGACCAAGUUGAGAAAACUUGACAUUGGUUUAAGCACGAAUAUUGAAGAUAACGAAGCGAACAAUACGCGUACAGCUGCCUUGCACUCUUCUAUCUCCAAGCUUUCCGCCAGCCUCAGGAUCUUUACUUUGGCAAAUGAAAAUUGGAAAAUAGAAGAUGUCCGGGGCUGGAGCAGCACACCAUUAUUCCCUGCAGGUUCUCAUAUUCGGGAGCUUGAUCUGCGGUCCUGCAAUUUUGAAACUUGCCCGGAGUGGAUUGGUCAGCUCUACGGCCUCACCAGCUUAAGAAUUAGUGUGCGGGAGGUUGCUGACGGUGUCAGUAUUGUUGCAAGUUUGCCUUCACUUGUCGUCUUCCAUUUGGAUUGUGCUCUUAUAGCUGGGGAAACGGAAGAACGUGUUGUCAUCUCUGGCAAUGACUGGGCAUUCAAAGCACUCAAGCACCUGAGAUUCCAUUGUGCAUUGGCUCCAGUCACCUUUGAAGCAGGGGCUAUGCCCUUGCUAGAGAAGCUUCAAAUGUUGUUCCGUUCUGACAUGACUCCCCAAUUCUUACCGUCUGGCAUCAAGCACUUGCCAUCUGGUACCCUCAAACAAAUUAAUUUAGAAGUAACUUCUUUAGGGAGGAUUGGAGACCUAAAAAAUUGGGAAACUCGGAUGGAUUCUUAUGAGGCCAAAUGGGAAAAAGAAAUAAGAAAGUUGAGGCCCAUGUUGAAGAGAGAAUUCGAGAAGCACCAUGGUGGGGCCUACAUUGUCUUUGACAAUGAAGAAGAAUAUGAAAAACAUGAUGAAGUAGAAGAUGAGGGUGUUAAUGAUGAAGAAGAUUAUGAGGAAGAUGAUGAUGAAACAGAUGAGGACGAUGUUGACGAAGAAGAAGAUGAGGCAACUUAUCAAGAGAAUGGAUCUCAAACUCCAUUGUAACACAAGGCAAUUUAUUCAACUAAUAGAGGUGCAGCAAGAUUCAAAUGCGAUGAGCAUUACUACUGAUGCACCUACAAUGGUGGACACGUCGUUGCAUCUUGUCGUUGCAUCAGAGGGGCAGCAAAGCAGACACGGUAAUGGUUUUUCAGAAGAUGUUGACAAUGAAGGUAAGGAGGGUGUUGAUAAAGAGGAUGCUCAUCAAGUGAAUGAAUCCCAAACUUCAGCACAAGACCAGUCUGACACAAGGCAAUUAGUUCAGCUACUUGAGGCGCAACAAGAUUCUGGUAGGAUGAGGAUUAAUAUUGAUGUGCCUCAAUUUCUGGACACGUUGCUGCAUCUUGCGAUCAGGUCAGAGGUGCAACAAAGUGGAUUCCAUCAAGAUUUUGCCAUUUUGGAAUCCCUGCAGCUACCUUUUGCACAUCAGCUUGCCCCUUCUUCGCCUUCCUCCCUUCACCUGAUACUAGCGCUAGUCCCUCUGCAUUGUAUUCCUCCAUUGGCAAACAUUCCUGUUGGUAUCAACAAUGAUUUUGUAGUUCAUCAGCGUAACAAUGAUUAGUGGUGGAAAUUAUCAUUGUGGUGAAGAAGAUGAUGGAGCUGCUUAUCAAGGGAAUGGAUCCCAGGCUUCAGCACAAGGCCAUUUGUAGAGCAGAUUGAGCCACAGCAAGAUUCUGGAGGAUGAGCAUUGAUACUGAUACGGCUCCGGCGGUGGACACGUCGCUGCAUCUUGCCGUCAGAUCGGAGGGGCGGCAAAGUGGGCACACUCACAUUUCUUUAAAUGGGUCCUGUUAAUGCAGCACUACUUAUGGAUUAAAAAGACAGAGUGGUGUUUGCUGUACAUGUUGCAUCGAUCUACUGUACUUAUUUGAUCAUUAUGUAUAGUUAUU
Molecule: messenger RNA, 5330 nt
Organism: Triticum aestivum (bread wheat)
Lineage: Eukaryota; Viridiplantae; Streptophyta; Magnoliopsida; Poales; Poaceae
Product: disease resistance protein RGA5
Biological process (GO): protein phosphorylation
Molecular function (GO): ATP binding; ADP binding; protein kinase activity
Source: RefSeq, a predicted model, not a curated record